ACAGUCCCUAUUGACUUCCAUAACAUUUUUGACAUAUUAUAUAAGUCAGUGGCUACCAUCAGCUCAACUGUUUGGUUACCUUCUUCAAAAUAUCCUCUUUUGUGUUCACCAGAAGAAAGAAGCUGGUUUAGAACAACAGGGGUUAGUAAAUGAGUUGCCAGACUUUUUUGAACGAACUGUUUCUUUAAUUUCAAUGUGAGGGUGAGAGAUUGCACAGAUCAGUAUGAUGGCUGUAGAUAGAGAAACAACAGAGGAUUCGAGAAAGAGAGCGACAGAGAAAUAUGGGUUAAUGUUUCCUUUGCCACUCCCUCAUCAGGCCGAGUGCUGAACAAACAGUCAAGAUAUGGGCAGAUACAAGUCUCAAAGUCUUGCGGCCCUUGGCAGUGACAUAAUCAUGAUCCUGAAGUAUUACUGAGCGAGUCUGUUUGUCUAAUGGUAGCGGUGUCGUUCUCUCGCUUGACCAGAUUAGUGACCUAUACACAGUUGCAGGCAGGUUAUAUACCGCAGCAUUUUUAGUAUCUGGUAUGUGGAGGGGAAGUUAAAGUUAGCACCUGCCGAAAAAACAACCACCCGCCCUCCCCUCGGAUGACUUCACAGUCACUGCUACUGGACGCAGCCGAGUUUAGUGCUCCGUUUUCCCUUUUCUCACUCUUCUCCUCUAUCGAUAUCUCUCUUUGAGAUUCCGUCCUUAUCCCAUCUGUUUUUUUCCACUCCUUGUCGUAGCUCCUCCUGUCUGAGAUAAAGCGUGAAGGUAAAGACAGCAGGGCGUUUCUGUCUGUCCCGCUCACAGUAUGCUCUUCUCGCGGAUUUGGAGUCCACGACCUCCCACAUUUCCAAACAAGCUGUUUUUCUGCCAGAAGAGACGCCAUAUUCCUACCCCACAGGAAGUGACUCAUAUCAGGACGUGUCCUCGCCACCUCGAGUAACCUCUCCUCUUGCUCAAACACUGAAUGGAUCUUGGGUAGAAAAGCCAGAAUCGAAGCCCUCAUCAACCCAGCCUUUCACCUCGGCUCCGAAAAGCGCAAGUCCUCGCGUGUCGCAGUCUGAAGAAGAGCACGUCUAUAGUUUCCCCAACAAGCAGAAGACUACUGACUCCCCCUCUGCCAUCAUGAGCUCAUCGCUGGGCAGUAACCUGUCAGAGCUGGACCGUCUGCUGCUGGAGCUCAACGCCGUACAGCACAGCACACCCUCCUUCCCUACUGAAGAAACUUACCCACCCAAACCAGCCAGCAACACCCAACGCUAUGUCCCAGAAAACGGCGUCUCAUCAGUAGUGAAAGCACCUCCUCCCAAGAUAGAGAAACCCAAACGCAAUGUACCCGGACGGGGGAUAGAGGAUGUCAGACCCAGUGUGGAGAGCCUGUUAAAUGAGCUGGAGAGCUCCGUGCCGGCCCCUGCACCCGCACCAUCAGUGCCAGUGGUUCAUGAGUUGAGAGAAGUUCAGGAAGAGACUCCCGCCCAGCAGCAGGCCAGAAUCUCCGCCUCCUCAGCGACACGAGAACUUGACGAACUCAUGGCUUCACUGUCUGAUUUCAAAGUUCAGAGCAAUUCUGGCUCUCUGUCAGUUAAGGAGGACUUAUUAUCCACUAAAGGGUCAGAACUUCCCAAUCUUGUGGUGACUGAGAACCUCACAGUCCAUUCUGUCCAAGUCCCAGAAUCAGAGGUAUCUGACCACAGCGUUCCUCCCCAGCCUUUUCCUAAUUUACUGGAACUCCACAUUGUUGAGGAAUCCACAGCCAUUGCUCCACUGGCCAACUCCACGGUGCUCUACACGUCCUCCAAGACCCAGUCGGAGAAACUGCUGGUAGUUUCUAGCACAAAGAGUCCAGCCCCUGAGACUCGUUUAUCACCUGAACCAUUUGCAAAAACUUCAAGUCUUCUAGCAUCAGGUUUACACACACGUGAAAUCAGUUCUCCCAAGACUGUCAAUCCGAAAACGUUAAGUCCAGUUUUGGUCUCCAAAAAUACUCCACUUGUGGUAGCAAAGGCCUCCUCGCCAGUUACGAUUCCAAGGAUUUCAAGCCCUGUUGCUAAAAGCCCAAGUCCACCACAGGAUAUCAAGAGCUCAAAUCAAAUUGUUGAUGUGAAAAGUCCUAGUCCUAUAACUGCUGGUAAAACCUCUAGUACAGUCGUGGUAAGAAAGAGCCCAAACCCAGCUCUUAGAGCAACCAAAAGUCCAGUCUCUGGAGUCCAUGCCAAGAGCCCGCAUUCCGAGCCAGGGAUUACUAGCAAGAGUCCGGUGCCAACUACCAUUACACUGCCCGCUCCUCCAGUUUCAACCCUAACAUUAACUCCGAAGCCUUCCAAAGAGACACCUGAGAGCUUUGAACCGGGCAUAUUGGGAAUAAGUCUUCCUUGCCCCAAGCCUCUUCUGGACGAAGCUCUGGACAAGCUAUUGACGAGUAUUUCUCAACCAGAGCAGGGGAAAGUGGUUGAAGGAGCUCCGGAGGUAAACAAUGAUGUUCUGGCACUUCUUCAUCAGUCGACGCCACAGGGUGGCUUUAAAGAUGUCACUUGGAUGGACGACUCCCUAAACCCCACAUCGAUCCCUGGGAUGUCAGAAGUUUCGCUGGAUCUUCCACUUCUCCAGCCAUCAGCGGUUGAAAGGCUCUCCGCUUCUGGACAACUUAAAUCGGUCAUCAGACGCACAAAGGAAACGUCCAAUGUCCACCCGAUGUUUCGCGACGACCACAUGCGCAAAAAAAUGGGCCCGCUAAUUCUCAACAAGAGUAACUCCCAGGAUCUGCUCAUUGAAGAGCUGCAAGGGAAACUGGGAAUCGGUCGCACUGAGCGGCCACGAAAACAACCAGAUGAUUGGCUUACGGAAGGGGUCAUUGUUUGUUCCAACCCACAGCGCUUAAGAGAGGAAGGUGGUGCAUCGCCAACGGUUGAUAAGAUCAUCAUUCCUCCAGACUCUCCCAGUCCUCCGAAAAAAGUCCUAACCCAUCCUGUCCCAAAAAAGCAAGAUCCUGUGAUACAGAUGCCCGCUCCUCUCCCCCCACCACCUCCACCCCCUAGGGAGCCCUCUCCUCCUCCUCCACCACCUCCUCCUCCUCCUCCCGCUCCUCCAGUUACAAGUCCACCUCCACCUAAAGACCCCACCCCUCCUCCAUCCCCUCCUCCCAAACCUGUGACCCCACCCCCUCCACCAAAGGUUUUAGCAUCUGUGGGCUGCCAAACGGAAUAUGAACCUCUUUUUCCACCGGUACAAGCAUGAACUUGCUUUCUCUGUUUAUCUGAUCAGAGCUUGCAUCAGGGUUCCCACAGUCAUGGAAAACCUGGAAGUAUUAGGGGAUUUGUUAGGCCUGGAAAAGUCUAAAGGUUGCAUUUUGAGUAAAACUUGCUCACAAGCCAUAGUGAAUCAUUCUGAGAGUUGAUUCUUUUCUAUGAAUCUCUGAACUGGUUCACAGUUCAAUUUGCAUGAUUCUUCAGUGAAUCAUUUGGAAUUGAUAGUAAAUGUGUAUGUAUAGUGAGUGUGAAUAAUAAAACUACUGGAAUGAUCAUUUUGGAAAUUCAUUGGUCAGAUAGUG
Labeo rohita (rohu) is the source of this 3530-nucleotide messenger RNA. It is a transcript of the gene pxna, whose product is annotated as paxillin a. The coding region runs from base 1109 to 3217 and encodes 702 amino acids. The transcript is spliced from 8 exons. Lineage: Eukaryota; Metazoa; Chordata; Actinopteri; Cypriniformes; Cyprinidae. The record is from RefSeq and is a predicted model, not a curated record. Gene Ontology annotation, biological process: substrate adhesion-dependent cell spreading; transforming growth factor beta receptor signaling pathway; endothelial cell migration.